UCGGUCCGGAGCCGCGCGCGCAGCGUUCGGGCAUGCCCCGCUACGAGCUGGCUUUGAUCCUGAAAGCCAUGCAGCGGCCAGAGACCGCUGCUGCUUUGAAACGUACAAUAGAAGCCCUGAUGGACAGAGGGGCGGUAGUGAGGAACUUGGAAAAUCUGGGUGACCGAGCACUGCCUUAUAAGAUUUCUGCCCACGGUCAGCGGCACAGUAGAGGAGGGUAUUUCUUGGUGGAUUUUUAUGCACCAACAACCGCUGUUGAAAGCAUAAUGGAACAUUUGUCUCGCGACAUUGAUGUGAUUAGACCGAAUGUUUUAAAACACCCUCUGACGCAGGAAGUAAAAGCGUGUGAAGGGAUUGUCCCAGUCCCACUUGAAGAAAAACUAUAUUCCACGAAGAAGAGGAAGUGAGAAGAUUUGCCAGAUUAUAGCAUUAUAUUUAAUUCUCUCACUUUUGAGUACCAUGGUUUAAUAAUUUACAGACUUGACCCUGAUAUAAGAGUGAUACAGGUGCCGUUUGAUUUUUCGAAGGUAUUUUAGCUUUUGAUCUCCCUUGCCGUGAGAAGUUGGGGAAGGGCUCGGUUUAGAGCCACUUUGUGAUCUGUGGUACCAGCACAUCGUUCUUGAUUUCAUUUCUUCAUGUAACUUUUUUGUCGGUGACGGCUUUGCGCUACAACGAUGCUAACACUAUUUUGAAGAGCAGAGCUUCUAAAAACUGCCUCACACUGCAAGCUCGUCAUUCAGGCCAGUGAACCACGCAAAAUAAAAAUUUAAGACCGCUGCA
Hyaena hyaena (striped hyena) is the source of this 780-nucleotide messenger RNA. RefSeq names its product mitochondrial ribosomal protein S6 (gene MRPS6). Lineage: Eukaryota; Metazoa; Chordata; Mammalia; Carnivora; Hyaenidae. The transcript is spliced from 3 exons. Gene Ontology annotation, biological process: translation. Gene Ontology annotation, cellular component: mitochondrial small ribosomal subunit; ribosome. The record is from RefSeq and is a predicted model, not a curated record. Gene Ontology annotation, molecular function: structural constituent of ribosome; small ribosomal subunit rRNA binding. Bases 33 to 407 code for a protein of 124 amino acids.